AUGAGGAGGUGUGGAAAGAGACUUCGUACAAGUGGCAGUCUACAAAAGCAUCAGAGAACCCACACAGGAGAGAAGCCUUUUGAAUGCUCAGUGUGUGGAAAGAGAUUCAGUUGGAGUGGCAGUCUUCAAAUACAUCAGAGAACCCACACAGGGGAGAAACCUUUUGAGUGCUCAGAGUGUGGAAAGAGAUUCAGUCAGAGUGGCAGUCUUCAACAUCAUCAGAAGAUCCACACAAGGGAGAAGUCUUUUGAAUGCUCAGAGUGUGGAAAGAAAUUUAUGUGCAGUGGCAAUCUUCAAAAGCAUCAGAGAACCCACACAGGAGAGAAGCCUCUUGAAUGCUCAGUGUGUGGAAAGGGAUUCAGUCAGAGUGGCCAUCUUCAAUAUCAUCAGAGGACACACACAGGGGAGAAGCCUUAUAAAUGCUUGGAGUGUGGAAAGAGAUUCAGUCAGAGUGGCAAUCUUCAAUGUCAUCAGAGAACCCACACAGGUGAGAAGCCUUUUGAAUGCUUGGAGUGUGGAAAGAGAUUUAGUAUGAGUGGUGAUCUUCAAAAGCAUCAGAGAACCCACACAGGGGAGAAGCCUUUUGAAUGCUCAGAGUGUGGAAAGAGAUUCAGUCAGAUCGGCAGUCUUCAAUAUCAUCAGAGAACCCACACAGGAGAGAAGCCUUUUGAAUGCUUGGAGUGUGGAAAGAGAUUCAGUCACAGAGGCAGUCUUCAAUAUCAUCAGAGAACCCACACAGGGGAGAAGCCUUUUGAAUGCUCAGAGUGUGGAAAGAGAUUCAUGUGGAAUGGCAAUCUUCAAACGCAUCAGAGAACCCACACAGGGGAGAAGCCUUUUGAAUGCUUGGAGUGUGGAAAGAGACUUCGUACAAGUGGCAGUCUUCAAACGCAUCAGAGAACCCACACAGGGGAGAAGCUUUUUGAAUGCUUGGAGUGUGGAAAGAGAUUUAGUAUGAGUGGCGAUCUUCAAAAGCAUCAGAGAACCCACACAGGGGAGAAGCCUUUUGAAUGCUCAGAGUGCGGAAAGAGAUUCAGUCAGAGUGGCAGUCUUCAAAAUCAUCAGAGAACCCAUGCAGGAGAGAAGCCUUUUGAAUGCUCAGUGUGUGGAAAAAGAUUCAGUCGGAGUGGCAGUCUUCAAUAUCAUCAGAAGAAGGUUUUCUUCAUAGCCCAGUGA
Messenger RNA from Heteronotia binoei (common prickly gecko), 1173 nucleotides. RefSeq names its product gastrula zinc finger protein XlCGF17.1-like. The transcript has 3 exons. The record is from RefSeq and is a predicted model, not a curated record. The coding region runs from base 1 to 1173 and encodes 390 amino acids. NCBI's taxonomy places the organism in Eukaryota, Metazoa, Chordata, Lepidosauria, Squamata, Gekkonidae.